GUUUUUUUAUCUGAGUCGUAUUUUCGAGUCACGUUGUUCAAGUUUUCGCGUCUGCGAACAUAACCUGGAAAUAGCGUGUAAACAGAGGAAAUAAGACCGGUUUAAUGAAUAAUAAUAUAUUUUUAAUAUAAGAUUUAGCUACUUUGAGAAUAAAGCAUUUUUUCUUGUUGUAUUAAUCUAGCCCAAUUUUGUUUAGAACUGUUAAAUCAUAAUAAAUAUUUCCGUAAUUGUCGAAAGAUUUCUGACUAAAUUCGACAGAAAAUAAAAAAAAAGAACCCAAUUAUUGAAAAAUUGGUAGAUUCAUUUUACUUACCACUAAAAAAUAGUCUUUACGAUACCUAUACUUUUUACGAAUCAUCUUUCAUAUCCGCCGUAGUUGACUUUUGAAAUUUUUCUUUUUGAUUCACUGUCUAAUCUAACAUUUCAUUCAUUAAUUUUAAUCAUCCCAAUAGAAGUUGACCUUCCAAUGGAUUCUUGCUCUGGAUCGAAUUUACAGUCACUUUCAAACGUCGAUACUAAAUCUUUUAUUACAUCGGACCGUAUACAUAAAUCUAAACAAAGAUUGCCGUAUGUUGCUACAGCAAAAGAAUCAAGUGCUUCUGCUAGAGAAUACCAGCUAUUACGAGAAUCUGUAAAUUCGCCUGGACGGAUAAAUACUUCUCAUACGCCUUUGUCUUCACAAAGAAACGCACAUUAUUUUAAAAAGGACUCGCCAUGGGUAGAUGAGUUCAACAGCAUGCAAGACACUAAGCAACAAACAUAUACCCCCAACACAGAGGGUCAGGCAUCGUGGCGUCCAAUGCCUUAUCCCAAUUUUACUUCUGAAAAUUUUCGGUCAAAUGGUUUCUCAUCAUCUGUUAGUGAAUACCAAUCUCCUGCGUCCCAUCUUCAAAAUAUGGAAUUUGAUCGGCUAUCUGAAUUCGAUGAUUCAUACUUUCAAUCAGCUUUUCAACAAGCACAACAUUCUUUACAAGAAAUGGAAUCAAAAAAAAAUGCACCAACUUACGACGCGAGCGAUUCAUCAGUAAACUUGACUUCUGGCUUAACAGCACUGGGUGCUACUGACGACGAUGCCUAUGAUCCUGAUUAUAAAGAUUUGUGAUAAUUUCCCUAUUGAGUACUUACAUUUUGACAUGGUGCUUCUAUAAUCAGGUCUUAGAUUUCUCAUGUGUAUAUGCACAUGUCUUUGAACAUUCAUCAGAUUCAAUUGGUCUCUACUGUGUAAUAGUUCUAAUAUUUUUUUGUUAUAUUUAUUAAGAUAAUAUAUUCUCUUUUUCCUGUC
Molecule: messenger RNA, 1282 nt
Organism: Schizosaccharomyces octosporus yFS286
Lineage: Eukaryota; Fungi; Ascomycota; Schizosaccharomycetes; Schizosaccharomycetales; Schizosaccharomycetaceae
Exons: 2
Coding region: 467-1102 (211 amino acids)
Source: RefSeq, a predicted model, not a curated record